Molecule: messenger RNA, 3223 nt
Organism: Rubroshorea leprosula
Lineage: Eukaryota; Viridiplantae; Streptophyta; Magnoliopsida; Malvales; Dipterocarpaceae
Source: the annotation of a GenBank genome assembly
AGAUAAACCCCAGCCACUCCUUUCAAAAUUCAUUUAAUUUCCAAAAGCCAAAAAGUAAGGAAAAGGCAAACUUACUUUUCUUUUUAUUUUCCUUUUGGGUCAUUGCCGGUUGCACUCUCCUUUUCUUCUUUUUUUUUUUUUUUCUUUUAUUUCUACGUCAAUGGCCCCAUUGAAAAGUCUCCUCCAUUUUAAGUAAAAUCUCUUAAUUUUCAAAACAAAUCCCAAAGGCAGGGACUUUUUGAAAAUUAAAACUAAUUUUACUUUACCUUCUUCAACCUCCAUGGGCCAUCUUCACCGACUUUCCCCUUCCAUUUCACUUUACUUUACCGCCGGCUGCACUCUUCCUUUGCUUGUUUGUCCAGAUCUGCUCGGUGGUCCCCCCGGAGAUUCUUCUUGCUUCACAGGUCUGUCCGGCUUGUGUCCGGUGGCUCCCACUGCCGAACAACCUUCCCUUGCCAAGAUCAUCUCCAUGGCUCAUAAUCGAGAAGAACAGUCCAUGCCAACCGGAUCUGCUCCCAUGGCCGGUCCAAAGGCCAUUCAUUGCUUAAGACCACCUCCACCAGAGUUGAUUAAACUCUUCCAAGACCAAAAUCUUCAAGAUGAUAUGAACAGGAUACUCCAAAAACAGAAGCCAUGCCAUUCAAACCAAACUUUUGUUCCGCACAAAAAAUCUAAGAUUUUGGGCCCUUAUUUUGUGUCUCAUCCGCCGGCCCCUCUUGCCUCCAUUUACCCACAGCCCAAAGAACAUCUUCUCCCCUUCCAGGUAAAACCUGACUGGAAUAAAUGGAUUGGCUCUUUUGGUGCUUGGCCGGUUUGGAGAAAAUCAGAAUGGACUGACUGGAUAAACCGUCUGGAACCUGCUUUCGGUCAAAUUUGGAGAGAUGCAGGCUUGUUUGAAUUUAUACAACUCACCAAAUGCAGAUUCACCAUGGACAAGCCGGUCUUGGGUGCAGCUUUGUUAUUUUGGUCUGGCUCUUUCAAUUGUUUCCAUUUUCCCUGUGGAGCCAUGUCUGUGAGCCUUUUUGAUGUCAGCUCGUUAACCGGAUUGCCCUGUACUGGAGAAGAAAUUUCAGCAUUGUUAACCCUGCCUCCAGGCGUUGAGUACAAUGCGGAGUUGAAGCCCUCUUAUCCAGCUUUCAUGAGUUCUGCCUAUGAUAAAAGUAAGCCUGUCAGUGCUGAUGAGCAUAUUUCAUUUUUGCUUACUUUGAUUGGCAAAUAUAUAGUCUGCUCUGCUGGUAAAGGUCCCACUAAAGAGUUUAUUCCUUGGCGGAGUUGCCAAGAUAUCACGGCUCACCCCGUCAUUAGUGGUGGGCCGCUUUGGGUUUUGCAGUUGUGGUUGUAUUCUUAUUUUCCAGCCCUAGCUCCUGUCUCAUCCGCUGUUCCAGCCCGGGAUCUACUCACUUACGGCUUCAUGUUCAAGAAUGCCGUGGAGAACGAGAAGAACUUCGAGGAGUGCCUCAAGGCCGAUGUCAGUUCCCCAGAUUUCAGAGCGUUUUGGUCUGUUUGUGUAACCUACCGGGAUUUGUUUGUUGGCUGUAGUUUGAACACUCUCAACUCCAGAUGUGGCAUGGAGCUUUAUGCACCGAACCAAUUCUGUCGGCAGUUAGGGUACUGCCAAGACAUACCAUUCCCGCCACUAUUUACCUUCAACUACAGCUAUCCUCUUCGGUUUAUAAUUGGAGAUUCAAAGAUUUUGGUUACCAAACUAGCUGACAUCUCCAAAACUCUGCAGACACUGAUCCUACCAGACCCUCCAUUCAGACCAAGCUGCACUUCCUCUUACAAGAGUUGGUGGCGGGACUACUUCCAUCCUCGGUUUCUUGAUGUUAUGGAGAAUAUUUUUGUUCUGGCCCCUCCACAACUUACCAAAAAAUCUGAAGGGAAGAAAGUUGUAAAAGAGAAUGAGGACCUGGAAUCUGUCAUGGCCGCCCAGAUCAGCCAGCCAGAUCUGCCAAGGAGAGUUCACAAACUUCAAGUCAAAAGGAAAUUUGCCACUCCUGCAGAUUCCAUGGAAGAAGAUACCCCCUCCAAGCAGCGAAGAACCGGAGGGAUCAAGAGGUCAGCAAUAAAACCAUCUGCAGCCAAGAAACUUAUCAAAUCUGCCUCUCCCUCGGGGUCCUCUUCUGCCACGGAAACCGAGACGCAACUUGACAAAACAAAAGAUGUUCCCCUCGGUCCUGCUGCCAUGAAAGCUCCUGUGGAGGACAUACCUACUGAGGGUGAUGGAAGCAAUUCUGGCUCCUCUCACACCAAAUCUGGCGAUGGUUCUUCACCCGCCACCAAGAGUGUUGCUGCUGAUGUGCCCAUGAUUGAUGAUGAUUUGGAGAAUGAACUCCUUGCUCAGCUGGACAUGUUGAUGGAUACUCAUGCUAAAUCUGAAUCUGCCACAGAUAGUAAAGGGAAGGCAGUUGCUGAAGAAGUGGAUUUUGAUAUCAACCUUCCUACUCAGGAGCAGAUUAGUUUUGCGAUUAUGACCAUGCAAGAGCUCCUUGGUGGUGAUCCUUCCCAUUUCUGCAAAGUGCCGGACCAGCCAGCCGCUUUUGAAGUGGCUCAAAUCCUUAGCCGAGCCCCACAAUUAUCAUCAACUCAACAAAAAUUCUGGGCAGACUUCACCUCCAUUUAUACGCACUUCAGCAAGAAAUUCCGGGUGCUUGAAAGCAAAGUAGCGGCUGCAGAUUUUGUCAGGAAGUCUGUAGUGGAUAGCACUGUUGCUGUCUUCAAGAAGAAAGAAGAAUUCUUGGCAGCAAAGGAGGCUCAUGUCACGCAAAUUACACAUGUCCAAGGGCUCAAAGAAAAAAUCUCUAACCUUGAAGCCGAGCUUUCGGAGUUGAGAAACCAAGUUCCUCUUGCGGAGCAAAGUGAGAAGAAUUUGGCAAAACAAAGAAACAAGCUCCGCAUGGACAUGGAAAUUGGUUUGAAAUCUACUGCCAAGAUCAAGGAGCAGUUACCUUCUUUCACAGCCUCUGCAGAUGAAGCCGCCGAAGAAAUAAAGAACAUGAGAGAAGAAUGGAGUUCAUGGCAAAAUAACCUUUGUUGAUUUUUCUCUUAUGUAUCUUCUUGUCUCUUUGUUGGCUGAUGUUGCCCAUUGUCAUGUUUGAACAUACUGUUUGUGGCCUAUUGGCCAUGCAAACUUCUUUUCAAUGUUGAUCUCUUUCUUGGCUCAUAUUCUGGAAAUCUGCUUGCUGUACUUUUGUUCAUACUUUGGUACAGGUUGAAAUCUGUC